UUUACAGAUUGUCCAAGAAUGUAAGAGCAACCUUUCUUGCAGUUCUUGAGUGUAUGCAAUUUUCAACAUUAGUGAUGCAUCUUAAAAAAACAUACAGAUUUUUGCAAGCGCAGUCUUCACUAUAUUACCCAUUGUCGUCAUUAAGCACGUCUCAAGUAUAUUGCAUUGCAUUCUGUAAAAUGUAAACUUGAAAAACUAAACGAUGCAAUUAUUGCAUAUGUGACGCUAGCUCCGCGCAAACACACAACACACUAGCGAUACGCUUCCCCGUCAUAGUUGCAGGCAUGUCGUGACAUGAAAGGUAGGGCAGACUAAUUCACCACCCUCAAGCACGGGGUCAGACGUACGGCAGCAACUCCCGCAGCCCAGAAUCACAAAUGCCCUUUCCUCGGAAACUCCUGCAGAAAAUAAAGGUGAAUAAAAUGGAUGAAUCCACAAGCGAUAUGGACAAACAAGAGAGUCCUUUGAGUGAGACAGAAAAGGCAGGCACAAACGAGGAGCACAGGAGCAUCUCCAGUGAACCGAAUCAUCAGGAUGUCUCCAGGCUACAGCAGAAGGGGCAGGUGAGCGGGCAGGUGGGGGAUCUGACCCAGGAGGACCAGCAGCUCAGCCGCAUCAGGCAGGAGGACCAGGGGACCCUGCUGGACACAGCCAGCCCCAGGGCAGGGGAGGCUGAGGAGCGGGUUCUGGCCCGGCACAGACUGGACCAGCUGCAGACCAAGCCGCGCCGGAGAGUGGACCAGAACCAGAACCAGAACCUGCGGGGCUCUGUGCGACAGCUGCAACGUGAGAGGGACGCUCUGGCCAAUCAGCUGGGGAAGCUGCAGCUGCCAGGUGCAGAGAGGGAGCGUGUGCGCAGGUGUGAGGGGGGCGGGGCCAGGGGCCGCGGAGCACGGCUGGACUCCUUCGUGCGGAGCGUGGAAGAGGACCGCGACUUCUACAAACGGGAAGCGGAGAGACUGCAGAGCAUGCUCAGGCCGAGCCGCUCCACCAACGGGCCCCGGGGGCCCCCCAGGCCCCCCCCCGCAAAGUCUGCCCCCGUUCAGGGGGCGGCCUAUGACUCGGAGCUGAUGCGUCUCCUGAGGGAGAGGGAAGACCUGCAGGCCCUGCUGGACAAGUAUGAGCGCCACCUGUCUGAAAUCCAGGGCAACGUCAAAGUCCUGUCCGCCGACCGGGACAAGACCAGCCUGCAGUACCAGAAGGCGCAGGAGGAGAUCGCGCACCUGCGGCGGGAGGUGAUGAAGUCCAAGUCGCCGCGCACGCAGAAGAGCACGCUGACGGCGCAGAGCAUCCUGAAGCGCGUGGAGUCUGAGCGCGAGGAGGCCUCCACCGACCUCAAGCGCAUGACCACCGAGAGGGACAGCCUGAGGGAGAGGCUGAAGAUCUCCCAGGAGACGGCCAUCAGCGAGAGGGCUCACCUGGAGCAGCGAGUGGAGGAUCUGCAGACCGCCAUUUACACGCUGGAGCAGGAGCAGAGGGACCUGAAGACCAAGCAGGCUCUGAUGAAGGACACCAUGAUCGACCUGGAGGAGGAGGUGUCCAGCCGGGGCCACAAGCUCGCCGCGACCGAGGGAGACCUGAACCGCAGCAGGAAGGAGUGCAGCGUGCUGAGGUUGUCCGGUAACCAGUUGGAGACAGCCUUGAGUGACAGUCAGCUCAGACUGACUGCCAGGUUUGGAGAGCUGCAGACUGCCCAGGACAAGAACAAACAACUAGAGGAGAGGAACGACACACUGCUGCGGCAGGUCAGCGGUCUCCGUGAUGAGGUGGGCGGUCUGCAGUCGGCCAUGUCUGAGCUGGACCAGCGUAAGAGCAGCCUGCAGGGGGCGCUGGAGCGGGAGUCUGACCUGCUGGCCUCCGCCACGACCCAGCUGGACGAGAAGGACAGACUGAUCCGCGGGUUAAAGGUCAGGGUGGAUGAGCUGCAAGCAUCCGCAGAGGGUCUGCGGGAGCAGGUCUGCGGGCGGGAGCAGGACGCCGCGGUGCUGCGCAGGAAGCUGGCAGACGCAGAGGAGGAGCUGGGAACGCUGGCCAGGAUGAAGGACGGAGCGCUCCGGGAAAACUCCCUGCUGCGGGAAGACCUGGACAAGGCCCGACUCGACCAGCAGGCCCUGCAGCUGAGGCUGGAAGAGUCCAGUCAGGAGGGGGGGCGUCUGCAGCGCACGCUGGCGGACUGUAACAGUGACGUGUCGCGCCUGGAGGUCCUGCUCACCUGCAAGGAGAAGGAGUGUGUGGAGCUGCAGGAGGCGCAGCGGCGGGCGGAGGAGGAGGCGGGGAGCUGGGAGGAGCGGGCGCGGCAGACUGAGGGAGCGCUCAGCAGCCUGCGUGUGGAGCUCACCGACAGCGAGAGCGAGAGACGCCGUCUGAAGGACGCCCUGGAGAACCAGGAGCUCAAGCUGCAGGAGACUCUGGUGUCGGAGCGCAGCUGUAACGGUCAGAUCGCCCAGCUGAACCGCAGUCUGCUCCUGGCGGAGGACGACCUGCGUCUGGCCCAAUCAGAACGCUCCUCCACCAUGAGCGACCUGGAGAAGACGCGUGAGCUCUGCGUCAAACUGGACUCCAGCAAGGAGGUGGUGUUGCGGGAGCUGGAUGUGUGUCGCUCAGAGGUGGAGUUGCUGCGGAAGCAGUUGGCCAGUGAGAGGCUCUCCAUGAAGAGCCUGGAGUCCAUGCUGCAGACCACGCGGGAGAAGAGCUGCACUGCGCCCUCACUCCCAGAGCAGCACCACAUCCAGCUGCUCCGGAACACAGCACCACAACGACUGUUCUUUGAGUUGGCCGUCUGGCCAACUGAGAGCACCCAGGGCAGGGAGCUGAUCCAGCUCCGUAUACGCUCAGAGCAGCUGGAGAGCAGCCUGGACGUCACCCAGAGACAGCUGAGCUCCGAGCGCUUCGAGAGGGAGCGUGCGGUGCAGGAGUUGCGUCUGCAGGGUCUCUCCCCCUCCCUGCGCUCCAGCUCCCCCACACGCCGGCCCCUCAGCCCCCGCCACUCCUGGUCCCCGGAGCGCACCUUCCAGAGCUCCCCGGAGCGCCUGGCCGCCGAAAACCCCCUGGACCGGAGUUUGGUGUUCAGAGACCCGUACAUCUAAAGCUCUUCAGCACCUGCACUGUGGAUCAGUAUGACUUCACUCCGAAGACCCUUCCGUUCAUCCACCAACAGACAUCGUAUCGGGAGAGAUGCUGACUGAAGGCUGUGCAGUGUUUUUUUCAAUGUGUUUUGCGGUGUGUUCAAUGUCCUGGGACACGUGUAUUCUUACCGUUUUAUAGCUCUGACAUGGUUCUCUGCUUUGGAAGACAGUAAAUGAAUCGAUCUGUCAGUCACA
Molecule: messenger RNA, 3320 nt
Organism: Conger conger (European conger)
Lineage: Eukaryota; Metazoa; Chordata; Actinopteri; Anguilliformes; Congridae
Gene: tsga10
Product: testis specific, 10
Exons: 21
Coding region: 378-3086 (902 amino acids)
Source: RefSeq, a predicted model, not a curated record